GUCGGCCAUCUUGUCGGCAAAACACGAGGUUCAAAGGAUUGCGCUACUCUGCUCCGUAGGAGCUAUAUAGUGCUCUAGUGCGUGUUUCACCGCUAGCGCCCUCUUUUCACAGCCCAAAUAAUAGAUAAUGCGCGCUCAAAGACCCAUCUCGUCAAUUUCCAUAGUAACACGGACACCAGCGAUGUUUUUCUGACGUUAAUUCCCCCGAACGACGAGCGCAUAUUUUACACUGCGCGAGCCUGAUUGGCCAGCGGCGAAGCCCGAGGACAGCUCUGAUUGGACAGCAGCAGCUACGCGUUCGGCUCGUACAAUAAUUUACUGCGUACCCGCUCGCAACUGUACGCGUAGUUCUUGGCGCGAACGUGCAUUCAUUCGUGGAUGCGCCAUACGUCGUCCUAGUCGCUACGUUCAACCUCUGCGCCACUUCCAGCAUGUCUUUAUCCACCGUCGACAUGAAUGUGCUGAACAAGCUGAAGAACACGACCUUAGGGGACAAAGAAAACCAGAUUCCCGAAGGCAAGACAGGGGAAUGCAAGGACAGCCUAAAAACAGAGAAAAGGCUGGCAAAGAAGACCGUCGUCGAGCUCGAGAAGCAGGAUGAGCCGCUGCUGCGCGAGAACCCCCGGCGCUUCGUCAUGUUUCCGAUCGUGUAUGAGGACAUCUGGCGCAUGUACAAGAAGGCCGAGGCCUCCUUCUGGACUGUGGAGGAGGUGGACCUGGGCAAGGACCUCCCCCACUGGGACGGGCUCAAGCCCGAGGAGCGGCACUUCAUCUCCCACAUCCUUGCCUUCUUCGCCGCCAGCGACGGCAUCGUUAACGAGAACCUGGUGGAGCGUUUCAGUCAGGAGGUCCAGGUGACGGAGGCGCGCUGCUUCUACGGCUUCCAAAUGGCUAUCGAGAAUGUGCACUCAGAGAUGUACAGCCUCCUCAUCGACACUUACAUCAAGGACCCUUCUGAAAGGGACCGUCUAUUCAACGCCGUUGAGACGAUGCCCUGCAUUAAGAGGAAGGCGGACUGGGCACUAAACUGGAUCAGCAACCGCAGCGCCACAUUUGGCGAGCGCAUCGUCGCGUUUGCAGCCGUCGAGGGCAUCUUCUUCUCGGGAUCGUUCGCAUCCAUCUUCUGGCUGAAGAAGCGGGGACUCAUGCCCGGCCUCACCUUCAGCAACGAGCUCAUCAGUCGGGACGAGGGCCUGCACACCGACUUCGCCUGUCUCAUGUUCAGUCAUCUGGUGAACAAGCCAUCUCAAGCGCGUGUGCGACAGAUCAUCUGCGACGCUGUCGUCAUCGAGCAGGAGUUCCUGACCGAUGCCCUUCCAGUGGCCCUGAUCGGCAUGAAUUGCGAGCUGAUGAAGCGCUACAUCGAGUUUGUCGCUGACCGUCUGCUUGUGGAGCUCGGCUGCGAAAAGGUGUACAACUCGGAGAACCCUUUCGACUUCAUGGAGCACAUUUCCUUGGAAGGGAAGACAAACUUCUUUGAGAAGAGGGUUGGGGAGUAUCAGAAGGCCGGAGUGAUGGCCAACAAAGAAGAACAGGUGUUUACACUGGACGCAGACUUUUGAAGAAAUUGGCGAGGGGCAGCGAUGGUUGCGAAUUUCUGAGGACUGACCUUGUUUAUGUCGAGUUCUUUGGUCUGGCACGCGUUUGGGCCUUAUCGUAUUUAUAUGGCGCCAUUUUUUGUUUAGGGAUUGUCACAUGUAUAUGAAUGUCAUUUUAAAUUUUUUUUUUUUUUGUCAUUUGCUCAUUUACGUUUGAGACGCACAGUGUUGACAGCGAGACACAGGUAUUAAGUGUUGCGCAUAGCCCUUCUGAUGAUUUUGCAUUUACUUUUUUUAGGCACAUUGUGUUGACGAUAUAAUGCCGCUUUUGGAUGUUGUACAUAGCUUCUGCCAAGACUUAAAUUAGUUUUUCUUUUUUUAUUGGGGUUUAUUUUAUUUUUAUUUUUUGGCAAACCGUGCUGAUGGUAGGGCGCAGAUUUUGGAUGUUGUACAUAGUCUGCUACAUAGGCGGUGCAUAUCAGAUGGGUGUGUUUGACACUUUUUGUCAGUCCAGUGACAUUUUUCGUUCCUCCGCAGCACUACACCACUGGAUCCUUUUUUAUGCAUCAAAAGGUGAUAUAUUUUACAAUAAAGUUACUGUCUUCUG
Molecule: messenger RNA, 2145 nt
Organism: Ixodes scapularis (black-legged tick)
Lineage: Eukaryota; Metazoa; Arthropoda; Arachnida; Ixodida; Ixodidae
Gene: RnrS
Product: ribonucleoside-diphosphate reductase subunit M2 B
Exons: 7
Coding region: 432-1562 (376 amino acids)
Biological process (GO): deoxyribonucleotide biosynthetic process
Cellular component (GO): cytosol
Molecular function (GO): ribonucleoside-diphosphate reductase activity, thioredoxin disulfide as acceptor
Source: RefSeq, a predicted model, not a curated record